Messenger RNA from Trichomonas vaginalis G3, 1203 nucleotides. Its product is annotated as gene silencing by RNA. Gene Ontology annotation, cellular component: CCR4-NOT complex. Lineage: Eukaryota; Parabasalia; Trichomonadida; Trichomonadidae. The record is from RefSeq and is a predicted model, not a curated record. Gene Ontology annotation, biological process: negative regulation of translation; mRNA catabolic process. The transcript has a single exon. Bases 1 to 1203 code for a protein of 400 amino acids.
AUGCUGAGUCUUGAUAAGACAAAAGAACUCAUAUCGAUCAUUACAAACACAACAGAUACUUUAUCUAACCUGCAAACAACCCUUAAAUCCGCUAUGGAUAUGAAAAAUACAGUAAUUUCGCUAAAAUAUUUAUCAAUUUUAUUAGCAGACGGUGUUUUAGAUCACCAGCAGCAAAUUGUUACUGUCUGGAUAAUAUACAAGUCAUUCGAAACAGAAUCAUUUGAUGAACAUCCAUUCAAACCGCUUUUUUCAUACAUAUUCGAUAUCAGGCAAAGCAAACCUAACACAUACAGCCCUAAGUUAUACGAUAUUCUCGGAUGCAUCUUAUCAAAUCACAAUGUUGAUGAUAUUGGUGACUAUUCUGUUAGCCAGAUUCUUGGACCAAAUUUUUCACUUUCUGCACCAGAACCUUCCGACGUCCAUAUCGGAAAAUAUAAUUUUACUCGUCUUUCGCCUCUCAUUAUUGAUCAAAGCGUAUCAGAUGAACCAAAAAUUAGCCAAAUUGAUGUUUUAACAGAACUAAUGCAAAACGUAUCAUACUGCUCCGACUUUGAUCCUCCUUACAUUCGUCCAGAGCCAGAGCUUUCACCAUUAUUUGAGCACGAGCUUGAACAAACAUUUAUUGUUUCUGGAUCUGAGCCAAUGAUGAUCUUUGAUGAAAAUCAUUCUGCAGAAUCCACAAACGUUGCCAAGAAACUACUUACUCGCGCAUCCAAAUCGCCUCUUUCUGCUACAGAAACAAAGAAUUUGUGCAACCACAUUGCAUCCGAUCCUUCGAUCUUAGACGAUUUUAUCGAUGAUAAGAGUAUUAUAGAGAUACUUGAUAUGAAUCCACGUAUUGUAGAAAUAGCAAUUAAAACAAACGCACCAAAAUACGCUCAAUAUAUCGAUUCUAUACUAAAAGUACCACUUUCUGAUGGAACAACCGAUGUUAUCCAAGCUAUUAUACUUUCUUCUUCAGAUAGAUUAACUUCUUUACGUACUUUUUGCAAUACAAAUAUUACAGCAAUCAGAUCGGCGCGAGAUAACGUCGGUGCUCAGAAAAUUGCUAGACUAUUUUGUAAAUUGCUUACAGAUCUGAUAAAAGAUGGAAUUAAAUUAGAUGGAACACUAACUAUGUCUAUUGCGUCAUUUUGUGAUGAUAUGAGGCGUAGAAAUAUCAAAGAAGCUGUAGCCCUUCAACAGACCCUGAAAACAGAUUAG